Messenger RNA from Schistosoma rodhaini, 1870 nucleotides. The record is from the annotation of a GenBank genome assembly. Lineage: Eukaryota; Metazoa; Platyhelminthes; Trematoda; Strigeidida; Schistosomatidae.
GGUACAUUGAAUGAUGUUUACACAAACAUACUUAAGUUGUGCUACUUAAUCAAUACUUUUUAACCGCGGUUAAACCUGCAUCAUGCCGAAGCGUGGAAGGGGUGGUUCAUCUGGUGGAAAGUUCCGAAUUUCAUUGGCUCUUCCUGUUGGAGCUAUAAUGAACUGUGCUGACAAUAGUGGUGCUAAAAAUUUGUAUGUAAUAGCCACUUUUGGCGUUCGAGGUCGCUUGAACCGUCUUCCAUCAGCAGCAACUGGUGAUCUCAUUGUUUGCUCAGUUAAAAAAGGGAAACCAGAACUAAGAAAAAAGGUGUUGUAUGCUGUAGUUGUCAGACAACGCAAGGCCUUCAGACGUAAAAACGGGGUAUUUAUUUAUUUCGAAGAUAACGCUGGCGUGAUUGUUAACAACAAGGGGGAACUUAAAGGUAAAGUUUAAAGAAUUUUACUCCCUACUUUGUUGUUUCAGGGUCACCAUGCCCUUUACACGUUUAGAUUGGUAUUCUUGCGUUAAAAAAAGCCUGGGAGUGAGUUCUUUGCAGGUAUAUUCGCAUGAUCUGAUAUAGGAUCAUCGAUAGACUGAAUUAAGGUGACAAUCUUAUGAAAGACUCGAGUUCAGGAUCUGAGAUACAUUACAUAAUCCGUUCAAUAAGUUAUCGUGUUAACGUUUCGGACAAACUCUUCCAACCAACCUUUUAUAAACCCUUCAAAGAUUAAUUAUCUAAGAUUGAAUGAUGAAUUUGCAUUUGUCUGAAGUCACAUCAAGAAUAAUAGAUUAUCACUUCGUAGUAGAGAAAACUAAUCUAUCCAGCAUAUAAUAAUCAGUGGUAAUCUGGUGGGUUCUUUGAUAGUGCUACCCUUAUCUUUCUAGAAGUAUGUUUCAAUUGUUUCCUAGAUUGUAAGUGGACUAUAUGGAUUGGUUUAAUGACAUUCUUAGUGUUAGAUAGUAGCACCUCAAUAUUUUAUUAAGUGAGACUGAAAUGGAAUGAUAGUAUCACUGAAUAUAUAUGAAAGUAUAAGAAAUUCAGUUAUCAAUAGUGUCACUUUAAGGAAACAUUGCGUGUUGUUCUCAAUCGGUAAACAUAUGAUUGUUUGUAGUGCUUUUUUCUGGCUGUUUCUAAAUAAAUUGUCUUACUUAACGGCGUUCUUGUUGAAUUUUUAACUGGCUGUUUUCACAUCUUGUGUAUUUUCUGGAGUCAUGUUUGACCAGGAUUUAUCUGCUUCAGGCAAGUAUUUAGUAAGGGUUACUAACCCAGACGAAGUUGUGACUUUUCGAGACGUAGUCCGCCAAAUGCAUAAUCGUCGGUCGUGCUAUGGUUGCCUAGUUUGUUAACGUUUACUGUUUCAAGCAUUCACUAAUGACUAUAUUACUUGAUCAGACAGUUAUCUAGUUGGACACUUCAAAGAAAUAGUCCACGCAGUGACAACAGUACUACUGCUAGUUAAGUUCAGUAAAUUGUUGUACUGAAUAAUACCUCAUACCAAUUAUUUUCAUUAAAUAAUAAGACCUAGUGGCCUUACGUUCCUGCCUUAAAGUAUUGUUAGCGCUUACAAACCGACUGGUAGUUUUUAAUGUUUGUCUGAUAAGUUGGUUUUGAAUAAGUAUGCAAUCUUCCAUUACUUUCAAAGCAAACGUCUUAAUGAAUAAUCACUAUGUAACGUUUUUGCCAUUGUCUUGUUAAUUUGAAUUGUUAAAAACGUUUAAUAGAAAGAACAACACUUCACUUGUCAAGUCUUACAGUAAAACAAACCCCAUUUUUUCAUUUCAGGCUCGGCAAUUACCGGUCCUGUGGCUAAAGAAUGCGCUGAUAUGUGGCCAAAAAUUGCAUCAACCGCCAGUUCCAUUCAUUAGUUAAUAAAUUUGUAUCAUUGGCCU